This is a messenger RNA of Cryptomeria japonica (Japanese cedar), 3518 nucleotides long. Its product is annotated as pentatricopeptide repeat-containing protein At2g22070. Gene Ontology annotation, biological process: RNA modification. The transcript is spliced from 2 exons. Bases 322 to 2925 code for a protein of 867 amino acids. Gene Ontology annotation, molecular function: protein binding; zinc ion binding; RNA binding. The record is from RefSeq and is a predicted model, not a curated record. NCBI's taxonomy places the organism in Eukaryota, Viridiplantae, Streptophyta, Pinopsida, Cupressales, Cupressaceae.
GCGAAAGACAAUUUAUAGAAGAUCAAGAAGGACGAUCCUUCUAAGCUAACGAGCCUCCCUCCAAAAAUAGAGAUGGAGACUUGAAUUCGAAAGGCAAAAACCGUAAACCAUGGUACGGAACAACAUUUGUGCAUGAGAUUUUUGGCUGUAAGCCUAAAAAUUGAAUGAAAGAAGUUGAAAUUCAAGAGAUCUGCUACUUACGACCACUUGCAAUAAAAAAUUUCGUUAACAGUAAUAAAUAAAUGGCCAUAAAACAGCUUCUGAGGAGGAAAACAGCUAUGUUAUUUUAUUACCAGUAUGGUUCAAGAAGAUUGAAUAAGAAUGCACAUUUCAAUGUUCAAUUGUGAUCAUACAAUGCCAAUGCCAUUGCCUUUGCCUUUGCCAUCCACUGCCCAUCUCAAUAUAACAGCCUUAUUUAGGGAGGGUCGGUUAAAAGAGGCUCUGCACUUUCUUCUCACUACACAGAACCCCCCUGUAGACUGUUCGACAUAUCUUCAACUAUUGCAUACGUGCAUUGCCAAGAAUGCACUUUCACGAGCUUACAGAAGACAUGGGUUUCCUCGUGAGGCUUUGAAAAUGUUUUACCAAAUGCAAGCAACAGGUGUCCAACCUAAUAAGCUCAGCUUUUCCAGCAUACUCCCAGCUUGUGCCAAAGUAAGAGCUCUGGAAGAGGGUAUGGACAUCCAUAAAAGCAUAGUAGAAGGAGGGUUUUUGUCAGAUGUUGUAAUUUCGACUGCCCUGGUAGACAUGUAUGCAAAAUGUGGAAACAUUCACAAGGCACGUGAAAUGUUUGACAAAAUGCCUAUGAGAAAUGUAGUCUCGUGGAAUGCUAUGCUUUCUGGAUAUGCACAAAAUGGUGAUCUUGAGGAGGCUUUCAGGCUUUUCAAAGAAAUGCCUCGACCGGAUUCCAUUUCAUGGAAUGCUAUGGUUGCAGGAUAUGCACAAAAUGGUUUGGUUGAGAAGGCUUUGGAGGCAUUUAAGCAAAUGCAAUUGGAAGGUGUAAAGCCAGAUUUCAAAUCCUUCACCAGCAUCCUCCCAGCCUGUGCCAAAAUGGGAGCUUUAGAAUAUGGUUUGGAAAUCCAUAAAAGCAUAAUUGAAAGUGGGUUUUUGUCAGAUAUUAUAGUUGUGAACGCCCUGAUAGACAUGUAUGGAAAAUGUGGAUGCAUGUACAAGGCACGUGAACUGUUUCAGAAAAUGAUGCAAAGAGAUGUGAUCUCAUGGACUGCGAUUGUUUCAGGAUAUGCACAAAAUGGUUUUCUCGAUGAGGCUUGGAUACUUUUUGAAGAAAUGCCUCAUAGGAAUGUAAUAUCAUGGAAUGCGAUGAUUACAGCAUAUGCACAAAAUGGUUUCUUUGACGAAGCAUUAAGGCUUUUCAAAGAAAUGCCUCAACCAGAUGUCAUCACUUGGAAUGCCAUGGUUGUAGGGUAUACGCAAAAUGGGUUCUUUGAAAAAGCGCUAGAGAUGUUUACGGAAAUGCAAAUGUCAGGUUUGAAGCCAAAUUCCACAACAUUCGCUUCCAUUCUCCCAGCUUGUGCUAAAAUGGGAGUUUUAGAGCAGGGUAUAUACAUCCAUCAAAGUAUAAUUGAGAGUGGAUUUUUGUCAGAUGUUGUAGUUGCAAGUGCCCUAGUAGACAUGUAUACAAAAUGUGGAAGCAUACAGAAAGCACGUGAACUGUUUGACAAAAUUUCAAAACGAGAUGCUGUCUCAUGGACUGCGAUGAUUGCAGGAUACGCACAAAAUGGGUUUUUUGAGAAGGCCUUGGAAACUUUUAAACAAAUGCAAUUGACUGAUGUAAAACCAGAUUCCACAACGUUUGCUAGCAUCCUCCCAGCCUGUGCCAAAAUGGGAGCUUUAGAACAGGGUAUGGACAUCCAUCGGAGCAUAAUCGAAAAUGGACUGUUAUCAGAUGUUGUAGUUGGGAAUACCUUGGUAGACAUGUAUGCAAAAUGUGGAAGUAUACAGAAGGCACAUGAACUGUUUCACAAAAUACCUCAAAGAAAUGUGAUCUCAUGGAAUACUAUGAUUGCCGGAUAUGCACAAAAUGGCUUUUGCAAGGAUGCUCUCAGGAUUUUUGAACUAAUAAGGCAGUCUGGAACAUACCCUGACCAUGUAAGCUUUGCUUGUGUUUUAUUUGCAUGUAGCCAUGCAGGUUUAGUGGACGAGGGCUGCAAAUACUUUAGCGACAUGAGCAACUGUUAUUGCAUUAUGCCUGCAAUUGAGCACUAUGUGUGCAUGGUUGAUCUUCUUAGCCGUGCCGGCUAUCUUGAGGAAACUUUGAACUUUAUCAUCAAAAUACCAAUUAAACCUGUGGCGGUAAUGUGGAUGUGCUUGCUCGGUGCCUGCAAAACACAUAAAAAUCUAGGGUUGGGAGCUUUUACUGCAACUCUCAUCUUUGAACUCGAUCCUAAAAACACUGCUAGUUAUGUUCUUCUUUCAAAUAUCUAUGCGGAAGUGGGCAACUGGAGUGAAUCACUGAAGGUGAGGAAAUUGAUGAAAGAUGGAGGAAUUAACAAGAUACCCGGAUGUAGUUGGAUUGAAGGCCAUAAAAUGGUACAUGUUUUCUGUGCAGGAGACAGAUCACACCCACAAACACAGGAGAUCUAUGCAAAGUUGGAAAAUUUGUCUUGGGCAAUGAAGGCAUCAGGAUAUUUUCCAAAUUCAAGACAUGCUCUGAAUGAUGUGGAGGAAGAGGAAAAAGAAUCAUUUCUCUGUCACCAUAGUGAGAAGAUGGCAAUUGCAUUUGGCUUGUUAAACACACCCCCUGGAGCAACCAUUAGAAUUGUCAAGAACCUUCGAGUAUGUGUUGAAUGCCACACUGCAACCAAGUUUAUUUCCAAGAUUGUUGCACGAGAAAUUGUUGUGAGAGAUGCGAGCCGGUUCCAUCAUUUCAAGCAAGGACAAUGUUCUUGUGGAGAUUAUUGGUGAUGCUAAGUGAGGCAUGCUGUAAAGUGUAAACGAUAACAUAGGCUUGUAUCAUAAUGAGGUGCACUAUGGCAGACCUGCCAUGACAAAGAAGAAACCAGAUUCUAUAGCCUGUCUUUAGAAAGUGUUAAAAGUGUUUGGAGAUCAAGACAAAGCUGUUCGCUUUAAAGGAUUUUUAAUUAAAAGAGGGGUAAAAAUUUAUUCAAUCAUAGAAAGAGAUAUAAAACAAGAAGGAUCACAGGUUCAGCAGAAAAAAAAUUAUACAAUUCUAUUAAAUGAUCCAACAAAAGAAACAUUUUUGAAGAUAAUUACCCCUUAUCCACUAUAUUCCAACCGUUUUUAUGAUACCAUGGAAGUAUUUUUUCAUGGAAAACUGGAGGAAGUGGAGAAUGGCAAAAAGAAAAGGUAGAGGAAGGCUUGAAGCAAAUUGGACUAUGCUUCGGCCUGCAGGAAAUUUUGGAGAAGGGCAUAAUCAAUUCAAUGGUUGGAGAUAUUUGGAACGGCAUUUUUUACUUGAACCACUGUCAUUGUGUAUGGUAUUUUUUCUUGAAUUAAUUGUAUUAUAGGCCUGCCAUUUGAGAUUAACAUAUACAAUG